Molecule: messenger RNA, 1062 nt
Organism: Limulus polyphemus (Atlantic horseshoe crab)
Lineage: Eukaryota; Metazoa; Arthropoda; Merostomata; Xiphosura; Limulidae
Product: heparan-alpha-glucosaminide N-acetyltransferase-like
Exons: 9
Coding region: 1-1062 (353 amino acids)
Source: RefSeq, a predicted model, not a curated record
AUGAUAUUUGCAAAUUUUUCUAAUGGAGACUACCUCAUCAUGGAGCAUGCACCGUGGGAUGGUCUAUGUAUUUCUGACGUUAUAUUACCAUGUUUUGUAUGGGUCAUGGGAGUUUCGACAGCGUUGUCGUUCAAUUCGAAACUGUGCAAGGGUGUGUCACGUUGGAUGUUAUUCAGAAGAAUUGUCACAAGAUCACUUUCAAUGAUUAUCAUCGGUGUCGUAAUAAAUAUUAACUUGGUUCAGGACAGAAAAGAUUUCCCAUCAAAACUUAGAAUUCCUGGAGUUUUACAGCUUAUUGGAGUGGCAUUUUUCAUUGCAAGCAGUACUCAUCUGCUCUUUUUCAAGAGGAAUAACGAAGACCAAGAACAAUGCUGGCACCCUGUGACUAAGAUACUUCUUUGCAAAGGUGACUAUUUGACGAUGUUGAUCAUCCUAUCUGUUCAUACGCUAAUAAUGUUCUUCUUAGAAGUUCCCGGAUGUCCUAGAGGUUAUCACGGACCUGGGGGUUUACAUAUGAAUGGAAGAUAUCAAAACUGUACAGGAGGAGCAGCCGGAUAUCUUGACUUACUAGUGUUUGGUGAAAAUCAUAUUUUUCAAAAACCUGCAAUGCAGAGCAUUUACAAUACUACAAUACCAUUUGAUCCCGAAGGACUAUUAGCAACCCUAACGUCAUCAUUUCUUGUAUUUAUUGGAAUACAGGGUGCGACUGCUUACGUUCUGGCUGGAGGUUUCCGUAACGAUGGCCUGAUACCAGUGAAUAAAAAUUUAUGGUCGCUAUCGUUUGUCUUGACUAUCGGUUUCAUAUCGUUGACAGCUUUUACAGUCUUGUACGUCACUGUUGAUGUUAAGAGGUUAUGGAAUGGAGGACCGUUUCAUUUUCCUGGUAUGAAUCCACUUUUCCUUUUUAUUGGCCAUGCACUAUUCAGCCAGAUGUUCCCAUGGAAAUGGAAAGUUGCAGGGUAUUCCCGUUUACAAAGAAUACUUUUAGAUCUGUGGGGGGCAGCAGUGUGGAUAGGAGUCUCAUUUUAUUUGUAUUAUAAGAAAAUAUUCCUUGCUUUAUAG